This is a messenger RNA of Thermochaetoides thermophila DSM 1495, 573 nucleotides long. RefSeq lists its product as uncharacterized. NCBI's taxonomy places the organism in Eukaryota, Fungi, Ascomycota, Sordariomycetes, Sordariales, Chaetomiaceae. The transcript is spliced from 2 exons. The record is from RefSeq and is a predicted model, not a curated record. Bases 1 to 573 code for a protein of 190 amino acids.
AUGGUCCGAUCCCCCUCCGACCUGCCAAACUCUGUGCUCGCAAUCUACGCCGUGGAGGGCGGCGAUGUCUUCCCUUCGUCCUGGCGCCAGCAUAACCAGAGUCAGGACGGCAACAAUGGAGGAGAAGCGUGCCACGAAACUCUUCAGGCGCCGCGGGGCACUCGAAUCACCCUGGACUAUCUCCACUCCGGCCCUGUCUAUCGGGUGCCGCGGAGUCCCUGGACGCAAUCCACGUACACACUUGCAUUCGUGGCCAGCGCCAGGUUUCGCGUAGGGGUUCCAGGGCUGCAUGACAUGAUUGAUGACACCGACACCGACUCCCACGAGUAUCAGAAAUACUAUGGCAGUUUCCAGAACGCAGAGCUAGAAACACCGUGUCGUGUUGAGUCGAAUGUGUCGGCUCCAUCCAUGUCAUGUCAGAUCCAUCUGGCGCAGGCUGCACAGCCCGCAGCUGCGCUACGGCGAGAGCUAAAGCUGGCGCUGUCACUGGCGGAUGAACACUCCCGGCGCGCUUCACCCAGCGGGCUCCUGGCUAGCCGGACGACCCCCACCUCCGUCCGCUUGUCACGCUAG